This is a messenger RNA of Xenopus tropicalis (tropical clawed frog), 2930 nucleotides long. It is a transcript of the gene styk1, whose product is annotated as serine/threonine/tyrosine kinase 1. Lineage: Eukaryota; Metazoa; Chordata; Amphibia; Anura; Pipidae. Gene Ontology annotation, molecular function: transferase activity; protein kinase activity; non-membrane spanning protein tyrosine kinase activity. Gene Ontology annotation, cellular component: membrane. The record is from RefSeq and is marked provisional.
AGCAGGAGAGAAAAGUCACCGCAGAGCAAAUCGCUAACAAAGUGAUCUGUUAUUUGGGCCGAAAUGGGAAGAAAAAGAGGGAAAAGAGAAUAAUGAGAGUCUAUGAAAGGCUGUCACUGCAAAGAGGUUUCAGCUAAUGACUUGAGGGGCCAGCAAUGGAUGACCAACGCAUCCGACUCCCUGCCCGUACCCUCCUGGACUGCGCCAGCACCGAUCAACUGUGCAUUGUUCGAACUCAAGAAUACGAAGUGAUAGUGGUUCCCGUAUUUCUGAUUGGCGUCUCAGUGAUCCUUCUUGCCAUUAUUCUAUGGCUCCGGUAUAGACCACGGAAACCAGAUGAAGAUGACCAGAGACAAGAUGAGCAGAGAAAGCCGAGCGCUGGUUACAUUAACCAUGCCAUCUCUCUGGAAGAGCUGACCUUGGAUCAGGUGCUAAGAACGAAAGACCCCUCAUUGCAAGCUCUGGAGAUACCGCGGGCCAGAAUACGGCAACCCCUGCAACUGGCUGGGGAAGGGCGCUUUGGGCCCAUCUACAGGACAAAGCUGAAUGGCCCAGAGGAUGGGAAAGAGAAAGAUGUUAUCAUUAAACGGCUUCGAAAUUCAUGUGGAGCACAAGAAAUCCGUGAUUUCCUGCAGAGGGUGGCCUUUCAGGGGUGGUUAGGCCAGCACCCAAACAUUGUAGAGCUGCUGGGGUGCUGCCCUAAUGAGAAGCCUUUCUGCAUGGUACUGGAGAACAUUGAACCGGGGUCGCUACUGCAUUUUCUCUGGGACUGCCGUCGGGAUGUCAUGUCCAUGGAUGGAAUUCUCUAUGAUCUCACCGAGUGUCAAGUUUACACCAUAGCUCUUCAGGUCCUUUCAGCACUAGGCUUCUUACACCAGCGCAAACUGUUUCAUGGAGAUCUGGCAGCACGAAACAUCCUCAUUCAUCGUAACCUAACCGCUAAACUGACCGGACUGGGUGGAGCCUGUGAGAUGAGACAGACUGGGACCUUCCCCUCUAGACGUCCUGCUCCCUUGAAGUGGAUGGCUCCUGAGCGGCUCCUUCGCUUGCCAAUCUCUGCCAAAUCAGAUGUGUGGUCAUUUGGAAUUCUUCUUUAUGAAAUGAUAACAUUGGGUGCUCCUCCUUAUCCUGAAAUUCCCCCAAAUGACAUCCUGCAGCACUUACAGAGAGGAAACAUUAUGAAGAGGCCUCCCACCUGCAAACCAGCGAUGUAUAACGUCAUGAAAAUAUGUUGGCUUUGGAAGGCACCCGAAAGGCCGUCACUGCCAGAACUGCGCAAGCGUUUGGAAUCUGCUAAAAAGGCUUCGAAUGACAAGACGGUUCUGCAAGUCCCAGAGCAGGUGGUGCCGGAGCUGUACGCCGGUGUCGCUGGGACAGAAUUUAUGAGAAUUGAGAAUGAUUACACUGUGCUGUAAGGGAAGCACUUGAAAGUCUACGAAGUCUGAUCUAGUAGAUGAAGAGGAGUCAUUUACUUGACCUUGAAGAACAUUGUGGAAGGCUCAUGUGCAGAUUGAAUGACUUGUAUGUAAGGAGAUUAAUGGUGGCAGUUACAUGCCUGUUGGAUUACCUUGGCAAGCAUACCGCGGUAAUGCAUUUAUAUUACCCUACAGGAAGCCUUUAAAAAAAACAUCCGUUUAAUGUCUUAAACUUAAAGUGGUGAGGAAGACUGGAUUGCCAUGAGAACCCAUGGGAGAGUCCCAGAGAGGGUCCCUCACACUGUGAAUGAGGACAUUUUUAUAUGUGUGUCAUACAAAGUAGCCCUUGUAUCAUGGACUUGGAUCCGUAUUUUUAUGGAGCUGUUGCCUUCUGUUACCGUUCUUUGUGUCUUUACAUUUGUGAGAGUUCAGUUUACAGUUAAAUAAGUUUUGAUUACAAUGUCUAAAAUACGAACCCCUUCCGCCCCGGCUUGAUUGCAGGAUUAAAGUGUCCCAGUCUGGGGCCCCCUACUCAUAACUAAACGAUAACAUGAAAGGCCUUGUGUACUUAUGCCCCAGUGCAAAAUCAUGCUUCUUAGUGCUUAUUUGCCCAGCACUGCUGCACUCUGCAACUCCAAUAGGAUUAAAUAUAAAGUGCUGCCAAACACAGGUAGUGCUGUAUUCCUUUGGGGGACAGCUCUGUGUGCCCAGAGUGUAAAGUGCAGGGCAUGGUGCAAAAAACAUUCCCGUAUGAACAAUUUUUUUUUACACUUUGCACCAUACACUGCGCUAAUUAAAUAAAAUCUAAUGCUCUCAGAAAUGCCCCCACCCUAUUAUCAACCCUAUGGCAUGGGGUUGAUUGACAUCUAGAGGUGCCACCUUACCCCAGAUACACUAUGCAGACUGCAUUGGAUUCUGUGCAACCUUGCAGCAUGUGUCUAUGUUUGUGUUUAGCCAUCAAAUAUCAGGCCCUAAUAUACUGUUCACCCAGCACAAGUACUUCUGUCUUUCAGUGAAGGAAUCUUAUGUUAUUUGUUACUCAUUAUAUUAUGGAAUCAAUGGUUUGUGGCUACUACAGAUGAUUACAUUUUCUGCAAUAUUAACUUCAUACCAUUACUUUACAAUACAGACUCCUUGAAUGGGGCCCUGCACUUUGACUGGCACUGAUGGCACUUAACCAUUUACAAAGCCACCCAGCUAACUCUAAUUCCCAGUGCUCUUUCCAUGUAGGAGGUAUGAGUAAGCACCAGAAGAGCUGCAAAUGCCCCACAAAUUGUGUCCUUCCUAAAACUCCAAAUCUACCCAAUAUUUAAGGACCAAUUAGCUCACCUUUAUCAGUAUGCAUGGUUAUUGUUGCUAGCAUGCACCCCAUGAACAAUGUACUAGUUAUUUGCAGAUCUCAGGAGAUGGUGUUCAUUUCAGCAUCAUGCCUCAUCGAAGCCUUUAUGAAAACGGGUUGACAAGCCACAUGCACCUUAUAAAUAUUAUAUAUUUAAUAAAUAUUUUAUGUUUUAA